Messenger RNA from Papaver somniferum (opium poppy), 1227 nucleotides. RefSeq names its product putative disease resistance protein RGA3. The coding region runs from base 1 to 1227 and encodes 408 amino acids. Gene Ontology annotation, molecular function: ADP binding. The record is from RefSeq and is a predicted model, not a curated record. Gene Ontology annotation, biological process: defense response to other organism. NCBI's taxonomy places the organism in Eukaryota, Viridiplantae, Streptophyta, Magnoliopsida, Ranunculales, Papaveraceae. The transcript is spliced from 2 exons.
AUGGCCGCGGAACAAAUUCUUGUUAACGGGGUCACUGAAAUCAUUAAUAAGGUGCUACCUGUUAUUGGUCAACAGAUUUCUUCGGCAUGGGGUGUCAAGGAUGACUUAAGGUACCUCAAGGAUACCUUAGAGUUGAUUCAAGCUCUGAUUCAUGAUGCGGAGAUGAAACAAGUUAAUAAUGCUGCUGUGAGACUUUGGUUGAGAAUGCUUAAAGACGUUGUUUACGAUGCAGACGACGUUAUGGAUGAGUUCUCUUACCAAACCAUGAGUUCUAAUAAACAAUCAAAGGUACAAGCUCUUGUUUCAUCCUCCAACCCACUUGUAUUUCGUUUCAAGAUGGCAAGUAAAAUUAGAGCCAUCAGUGAAAGGUUGGAUGAAAUUUUCAAAAACAGUGAUAGGUAUAUGUUGCGAAAUACUGGUACGUCACAAGAAAAUCAAACUAGGGAGCUGAUAAAAAAACGUAAUCGAUUAACCUCAUCGGAUGUAGACGAUUCAUUACUUCUGGGGAGGGAGGGUGCAAAAUCAGACAUAAUAAACUUAUUGAUCGACAAGCCGUCGCCAUCUGUAUCUUCAUCAUCAUCAUUACAACCAGAAAUCAUUUCCACUCUAUCCAUAGUGGGUAUGGGAGGGCUGGGUAAAACUACAGUAGCUCAAAUGGUCUACCAAGAUGAACACAUAGUGAGAAACUUUGAGCGCAGAGCUUGGGUCUGUGUCUCUGAUACUUUUGAUAUCUUUAAGAUUUUAGAAGAUAUCAUCGAGUCCAUUACUGGGAGGAAUUGUGAGAAUAUACCAAAUGUCGACAUUCUGGCUAGACAAGUCAAGGAAAAAUUGAUUGGUAGGAAGUAUUUGCUCGUACUCGACGAUUUGUGGAAUGAGGAUCUUGAAGAUUGGGAGAAAUUGAAAAAGUUCCUUAACUGUGGCGGUUUGGGCAGCAAAAUAUUAAUCACAACACGCAGCCAAAAGGUCGCUUCUUGUGUUGGAGGUGCGUUUUACAAUUUAAAAAAAUUAUCAGAUGAUGUUUGUUGGUCCAUUAUCGAGAAGAAACUAUCGUUCCAAGGUGGAGCAGCGCUGACUCCAGAAAUGAUAAAUAUUGGCAAGGCUAUAGCGGAAUCAUGUGGUGGUUUACCACUUGCAGCAAACUUUUUAGGCAGUUUAAUGUUUUCGAAAAGAGAACGAAGUUACUGGUUAUCAAUCGCAGACAGUGAUAAUUUGUGGAAGAAACAUUAA